AUGUUACAAUUCCGUUCAUUCCAUGCUACCGCCAGAAAGUUGGAUUUCUCAAAGAUGUCCAUCGUUGGACGUAUAGGUACUCCCUUCACAGAAUACACUUCUGCUAAGGACGUUAAAUAUGUCAAGUAUGCAAUUGCCUCUCAACCAAGAAAGGAUGGUCCAACCAAUUGGUACAAUGUCACCGUGUUUAACCAACCACAAAUGAACUUUCUACAACAAUAUGUUAGAAAAGGUGCUUUGGUGUAUAUUGAAGCAGAUGCUGCUAAUUACACUUAUGAAAAAGAAGAUGGUACCAAAGCUACUACUUUAAGUUUAAUUCAAAAGGAUUUCAAUUUAUUGAAGAAUGGUAAGCCUGAAGAAGAUGCUGAAACUGGGGAUUCUGCUGCCUCUACUACAGAAUAG
Molecule: messenger RNA, 402 nt
Organism: Maudiozyma saulgeensis
Lineage: Eukaryota; Fungi; Ascomycota; Saccharomycetes; Saccharomycetales; Saccharomycetaceae
Source: the annotation of a GenBank genome assembly